GGAAACGGGACCCAGAUGACGCAAUCAACUAACUGAGAGGCGCGGUGAUCGUGGUGGGAAGGCCAUCAUCACGCAUUUGGAGCAUGGGUAGGCACCUGUCUAUUUAAACUCCUCCGUCUUCAACUUCGUGUGCAGAACUACCAUAGUAGCAUCACAUUUACUUCAUAUCAGUAGCAAAACUCUCCAUUCUUCCCAAUUUUUUCAGCUUCGAAAACCCUACGUCUUACUGUUGAGCUCCAUUUUGAAGAAAAUUUGGCUGCAGAACUUGGGACUAAAUUGAUAUCUUAUGGAGCAAAUGUUAGUUCAAAAUGGUGUUAAAAAGGUACAGUUGCUUCCAGCGGUAAAUGAUGACCAUGGAGGCGUUAUAGUAGAACUAGAGGAGCAUAUGGACCCAAAUAUCUUUCAUAACAUGCUUAGAAGUUCGUUACAUCAAUGGAAGCUGCAGGGGAAAAAGGGCGUGUGGAUUAAAAUGCCCAUUCAACUUGCAAAUCUGGUUGAACCUGCAGUUAAGGAAGGGUUUUGGUACCACCAUGCAGAACCUCAUUACUUGAUGCUUGUGUAUUGGAUCCCUGAAACUGGGAAUACAAUCCCUGCAAAUGCCUCACAUCGAGUGGGUAUUGGUGCUGUCGUCUUGAAUGAGAAAAGAGAGUUGCUUGUUGUCCAAGAAAGUAGUGGCAGAAUGAAGGGAAUGGGGAUGUGGAAGAUCCCUACUGGUGUUGUUGAAGAGGGUGAGGAUGUAUUUGAAGCUGCAAUAAGGGAAGUAAAAGAAGAAACAGGAAUUGAUACAGAAUUUCUGGAAGUGCUUGCAUUCAGGCAGAUGCACAAGUCAUUCUUUGGAAAGUCGGACUUAUUCUUCAUUUGCAUGAUGCGCCCUCUUACGUUUAACUUACAAAAGCAAGAUUUAGAAAUUGAGGCAGUUCAGUGGAUGUCACUAGAAGAGUAUGCUGCUCAACCUUUUGUUCUGAAACAUGGCAUUUUCAAAUACAUCAAAGAUCUGUGCUUGGCAAAGGCAGAAGGGAGUUACCUGGGGUUUACUCCUGUGCCGAUUAAAUCUUAUUUUGAUGAUCCUACGAGUUACCUUUAUUUCAAUGAAGAUGGUCUGGUCCAGGAAAACUCUGCAAUUCAUCCAUGAAGAAACAGAGUGGGGCAAUCACAUUUGCCAGAUUAACGGUAUGACUUUUUCUAUACCGCUCUAUUCAGGUCUGAUUUCAUUCUAAUACUAGUAGUUCUCUAAACUAAAGAAGUAGGAUAAAUGGUAUUGGUAGCAUAGAUCUUCUGUUUUUCCUAUAAUUGCUUGUACACCGAAAUAAAAUGUAUUUUCCAAGUCUUUGUAUGCCUCAUUUUACGCAGUGUAUCCAAUGAACCACAGCAAGCAUACUUAUUCCAAUUUGCUUGCUUCUUCUCUUAUUCUUUGUUCAUCUAAGUAGUAAUUUCUCAUGUAAAAUUCUUACCUAUGGAGCAAAUACUUUGUUGGAGGAGUGUAA
Molecule: messenger RNA, 1484 nt
Organism: Nicotiana attenuata
Lineage: Eukaryota; Viridiplantae; Streptophyta; Magnoliopsida; Solanales; Solanaceae
Product: nudix hydrolase 10-like
Exons: 9
Coding region: 287-1132 (281 amino acids)
Molecular function (GO): NADH pyrophosphatase activity; ADP-ribose diphosphatase activity; NAD binding
Source: RefSeq, a predicted model, not a curated record